GUCACGCAGAGUGAGGUGCUCUGGCCUGGGGCGUGGCGUCCCCUUUGAGCGCGGGCGGAAGCUGAUAGUGAAGGACGUGUGGACCCCGGAAACCGGGUGAAACUCGCAGGCCUACAGCUUCGGCCUCCUUGGGGCAGCGCUGACCUCAGGGGCUCAGGAGUGACGCCGCAGGCCAAGAAGUUGCGGCCAGCCUGCUGGGGAUGCGGGCCUGAGUGUGCGAGAGACCAAAUAAACCGCUUGGAUGUGGAAGGAGUCCGGAACCGGAUCGCCUGAGUACAGACCCCGGCUCACUGCUAGCUAGCGUCUUAUAAGUCUUGGCAAUUAUUCUUGAAGUUCAAGCUAGCCAGCAAUUACUUUAUUUGGGAAAUAACACGAAGAAGAAUGAUACCAAUUUUUAACUUACUAGCAACUGUCUAUUUCAGUUGGGUACUCAAGGCUCCCCGGGGCACCCCAAGAAUCCAUGAGAUCUACACACCCAUCAAUUGGGUGGACUGUGGUUAUGGUUUGAGAACCCGCCAGCAGUCAUUGUUACUUAUUGCAGGCUUUCUGAGGGCAGGGACAGUGUUCUUCACAAGAUGCCAUCUGGUCUAUUUCUGGUACCGGCUCACCAGAGAGCAGAAGCUAGGUUUCGAGGCAGCGUACAGAGCAGGAUGCGAAUGUGAAAUUCAGCCCUGUCUCAUCUGCAAGCGUGACUGUCCUCAGCCUGACUUCAGAGAGUGUGUGUGGACACAGAAGGACUGUGACUACAAAAUAUGGGAAGGAAACCAUUCCCAGUACUCCAUGUGUGUCCCCUCCAUGACUGGCAAUUGCGAAUGGACCCCUAUCCAGAAGAGCUAUCAAUACCAAACCCCAACUCCAGAGGACUCUCUACUCACUCAAAAUGACAUAGUAGGGUUUUAGUAUUGUUUCCUCACCUGGCUGAUGUUAACGGAAUGGAGUUCCUUUUCUACACCUCCUUCGAAUUGUACACUUCAGUUUUGUUUACUUUCUGUAAGUAGCGUAUGCAUCAAUAAAAUUAACAAAAAUAAAGCUCAAGUUUAUA
Mustela lutreola (European mink) is the source of this 1042-nucleotide messenger RNA. RefSeq names its product metalloproteinase inhibitor 1-like. The transcript has 5 exons. The record is from RefSeq and is a predicted model, not a curated record. Gene Ontology annotation, molecular function: protease binding; metalloendopeptidase inhibitor activity. Gene Ontology annotation, biological process: negative regulation of endopeptidase activity; negative regulation of membrane protein ectodomain proteolysis. Gene Ontology annotation, cellular component: extracellular matrix. Bases 382 to 900 code for a protein of 172 amino acids. Lineage: Eukaryota; Metazoa; Chordata; Mammalia; Carnivora; Mustelidae.